GUGGUUCCAGUUAAAAAAAAAAAAAAAAAAAGAAAUUAAAAAGAAAAAAGAAAUUCUAACGCCGGUAGCGAGGUUAGCGUUAAGACCGUCUUCUUUUGUUUCUCUGUUUUAAGUCUUAAAACUCCGAUUUCGGUCCCGGUUUGCUUCAGAUCCGGCUAUCUCCGAAUAUGAGUAGCCUGGUCGAGAGGCUUCGUGUUAGAUCGGAGCGAAGGCCAGUUUAUAACUUAGAUGAAUCGGAUGAUGAAGAUUUCGUGUCAGGAAAACCUGGGAAAUCUCAAGAAAAAAUCGAAAGGAUAGUCAGGGACGAUGCGAAGGCUGACUGUUGUCAAUCUUGUGGAGAAAAUGGCGAUCUUUUGAGCUGUGAAACGUGUACUUAUUCUUACCAUCCCAAGUGCCUACUUCCACCUAUAAAAGCUACUCUUCCUAGCAACUGGAGAUGUCCAGAAUGUGUUAGCCCUCUCAAUGAUAUUGAUAAGAUUUUGGACUGUGAAAUGCGUCCUACUGUAGCUGGUGAUAAUGAUGUGUCCAAGCUGGGUUCAAAGCAAAUUUUUGUAAAACAGUAUCUUGUGAAGUGGAAAGGAUUAUCUUAUCUGCACUGUACUUGGGUACCUGAGAAAGAGUUCUUAAAAGCAUUUAAGUCAAAUCCUCGUUUGAGGACUAAAGUAAAUAACUUCCAUCGUCAAAUGGACUCGAACAAUAACGCUGAGGAUGACUUUGUUGCCAUUCGGCCUGAAUGGACUACUGUUGACCGGAUUCUUGCUUGCAGGGGAGAUGAUGAUGAGAAGGAAUAUUUUGUGAAGUAUAAAGAACUUCCUUAUGAUGAAUGUUAUUGGGAAUUUGAAUCAGAUAUAUCAGCAUUUCAGCCUGAAAUAGAAAAAUUUAACAGAAUUCAGUCAAAAUCUCGCAAACUGAACAAGCAUAAAAGCAGCCUUAAAGAUGCUACUGACUCCAAGAAGAAGUCAAAAGAAUUUCAACAGUAUGAACAAAGUCCUGAAUUUCUAACUGGAGGCUCCUUACAUCCAUAUCAACUAGAAGGCUUGAACUUCUUGCGUUUUUCGUGGUCCAAACAGACGCAUGUGAUACUUGCUGAUGAGAUGGGCCUUGGAAAAACUAUACAAAGUAUUGCAUUCUUAGCAUCUCUUUUUGAAGAAAGCCUCUCGCCGCAUUUGGUUGUAGCUCCACUUUCAACAUUGCGGAACUGGGAGCGUGAAUUUGCAACAUGGGCACCCCAACUGAAUGUUGUCAUGUACGUUGGCUCUGCUCAGGCUCGCACUGUUAUAAGGGAGUAUGAAUUUUACUAUCCCAAGAGUCACAAAAAGAUUAAGAAAAAGAAAUCUGGUCAAGUUGUAGGUGAAAGCAAACAAGAUAGAAUCAAAUUUGAUGUGCUCUUAACUUCUUAUGAGAUGAUCAACUUGGACACGACAUCACUGAAACCAAUAAAGUGGGAGUGCAUGAUUGUUGAUGAAGGUCAUCGUCUCAAAAAUAAGGACUCAAAAUUGUUUCUUUCACUGAAGCAGUAUUCUAGCAAUCAUCGUGUGCUUUUGACUGGAACUCCUCUUCAGAACAAUCUGGAUGAACUUUUCAUGCUCAUGCACUUCCUUGAUGCUGGAAAGUUUGCAAGUUUGGAGGAGUUCCAGGAGGAGUUUAAGGAUAUAAAUCAAGAGGAGCAAAUUUCGAGACUUCAUAAAAUGUUGGCACCCCAUCUCCUUCGAAGGGUGAAGAAGGAUGUCAUGACAGAGUUACCUCCUAAAAAGGAACUCAUUCUACGUGUUGAACUAAGCAGCAAGCAAAAAGAAUAUUACAAGGCCAUUUUGACUCGUAACUAUCAAAUAUUAACUCGACGUGGUGGUGCACAGAUAUCUCUCAUCAAUGUGGUUAUGGAAUUGCGCAAGCUCUGCUGUCAUCCUUAUAUGUUAGAAGGAGUUGAACCAGAUAUACAAGAUUCCAAUGAAUCUUUUAGACAGCUUGUGGAAUCUUCUGGGAAACUGCAACUGUUAGACAAAAUGAUGGUCAGGCUUAAAGAGCAGGGACACAGAGUUCUCAUUUAUUCACAAUUUCAGCACAUGCUAGACUUGUUGGAAGAUUACUGCACAUAUAAGAAAUGGCAAUAUGAACGGAUCGAUGGAAAGGUUGGUGGAGCGGAGAGACAAGUUCGUAUAGACCGGUUCAAUGCCAAAAAUUCUUCCAGAUUUUGUUUUCUCCUUUCUACUAGAGCUGGAGGAUUGGGCAUAAACCUUGCAACUGCUGAUACAGUUAUUAUAUAUGAUAGUGAUUGGAAUCCUCAUGCUGAUCUUCAAGCAAUGGCUAGAGCUCAUCGACUUGGCCAAACCAACAAGGUAAUGAUUUAUAGGCUCAUUACACGGGGAACUAUUGAGGAACGGAUGAUGCAGAUGACUAAGAAGAAAAUGGUUUUAGAGCAUCUUGUUGUUGGAAGGCUGAAAGCACAAAAUAUUAACCAGGAAGAGUUAGACGACAUCAUUAGGUAUGGUUCAAAGGAGCUAUUUGCUGAUGAAAAUGAUGAAGCAGGAAAAUCACGUCAAAUUCAUUAUGAUGACACUGCUAUAGACCGAUUACUUGAUCGUGAACAAGUUGGAGAAGAAGAGGCUUCAGUGGAUGAUGAAGAGGAAGAUGGAUUUUUGAAGGCUUUUAAGGUUGCAAAUUUUGAGUACAUUGACGAAGUCCAGGCUGCAGCGGAGGAGGCAGCUCAAAAAGCUGCAGCAGAAGCUAAAUCUACCUUGAAUAAUUCUGAAAGGUCAAAUUACUGGGAAGAAUUGUUGAAAGAUAGAUAUGAAGUGCAUAAGGUUGAGGAGUUUAAUGCGUUAGGCAAGGGAAAAAGAAGCCGUAAACAGAUGGUGUCUGUUGAAGAAGAUGAUCUUGCUGGUUUGGAAGAUGUAAGCUCUGAUGGCGAGGAUGAUAACUAUGAAGCUGAUUUGACUGAUAGUGAGACGGCUUCUUCUGGAACACAGUCUGGAAGAAAGCCUUACAGAAAGAGAGCUCGUGUGGAUAAUAUGGAACCAAUCCCUUUGAUGGAGGGUGAAGGAAGAUCAUUUAGGGUGCUGGGUUUCAAUCAAAAUCAGAGGGCUGCAUUCGUACAAAUUUUGAUGAGGUUUGGGGUAGGGGAGUAUGACUGGAAGGAGUUCGCAUCUCGCAUGAAACAGAAGUCAUAUGAAGAAAUAAGAGAUUAUGGGAUUCUUUUCUUGUCUCAUAUCGUUGAAGAAAUAACUGACUCACCAAACUUUUCAGAUGGUGUUCCUAAAGAAGGACUUCGAAUUCAAGAUGUACUUGUUAGGAUUGCUGUCCUGCUUCUGAUCCUGGAAAAGGUGAAGUUUGCAUCUGAGAAGCCGGGCAUUCCACUUUUCACAGAUGACAUUGUAUUGCGCUACCCAGGACUGAAGAGUGGAAAAUUUUGGAAAGAAGAACAUGAUCUGUUAUUACUUCGUGCAGUCUUAAAGCAUGGAUAUGGAAGGUGGCAAGCUAUUGUUGAUGACAAAGACUUGAAGAUUCAGGAGAUCAUUUGUAAAGAGUUGAAUCUUCCUUUUAUAAAUCUGCUUAUCACAGGACAAUCCAGUACUCAAGCUCAAAAUGGUGUUAACGCUGCUAACACUGAACCUCCUAGCACCCAAGUGCAAGGAAAUGGUACUGGCAAUGAUUUAGCAGCUGAUGUUGCACAGGGGACAUCGGACAUUGGUAAUCAACCACAGUUAUAUCAAGAUUCCAAUAUAUUAUAUCAUUUUAGAGAUAUGCAGCGCCGGCAGGUUGAGUUCAUUAAGAAACGAGUGCUUCUUUUAGAGAAAGGGCUCAAUGCAGAGUACCAGAAAGAAUAUUUUGAUGACUCGAAGUCAAAUGAGAUUGCAACGGAAGAGCCUGAAGGUGACAUAAAGGCUGCAGAUGGAUUUAAUUUAGGCUCCACAGAGACUGAUGCUCAAAUGAUUGACCAGUUGCCUCAAACGGAACUGAUUACAACGGAAGAAAUUCUGACAGCUGCCUAUGAUGAUGAUCCAGAUAGAUUGGAAUUGCCGCAACUCUACAAUAAGAUGUGCAACAUAUUGGAGCAAAACGUUCAAGAAUCUGUUCAAACAUCCAUAACCAACCAACCAGCAAGUCUCAAGUUGAGGGAAGGCCUUCUUCCACUGGAGACCAUUUCUCAACAGAUAAAUCAAAUUCUCUCGCAUCCACAACAGAAGUCUCCUGUCCCUGAACAGAAUGCGCUAGAUUCAAAUGAAGCACAAGCUGAAUCGCAUGGCUGUCUAACACAAUCACAUUUACCAUCUAUCCAACAGAAUAAUGACAAUUCAUCUGUGUUGGAAGAUGCUGAGAGGAAGGACAUAAUGACAGAGUCCAAACUGCAAAAAGAAGGCAAUGAAAUUCCACCUUCAGCAGAUACAUGUAGAUCACCCAAGGAACCAGGAAUGAUCAAGGAUGAAGUUCAGAAUGUUGCUGACGGUUCUUCAAUGGAAACUGAAAAUGACGUGGGGGUGGAAGAAAAGAAGAAUGAUACGGAUACCAAAACUGAUGCUAUACUUGACGAAAACAAGACUGCAGAAAAAUCAAACACAGGAGUCAUUGUUUUAGAUGAUUAAUAUAGGCAAAUAACAAUUUCGUUAAAACUCUUCAUGAUACCUUAGCUGUAUCAUUUAGUUUACAGGCUUCAGCAAAAGAGACUAUCAAUUGCUGCAACUCUUCAACAUCUAUAAAUGUCUUUGUUAUUCCAAAGGCAUGAACGCAAGUUAAGUUUUCAAAAUACUAGUGUUACUGUGAA
Molecule: messenger RNA, 4759 nt
Organism: Ricinus communis (castor bean)
Lineage: Eukaryota; Viridiplantae; Streptophyta; Magnoliopsida; Malpighiales; Euphorbiaceae
Product: CHD3-type chromatin-remodeling factor PICKLE
Exons: 31
Coding region: 168-4580 (1470 amino acids)
Biological process (GO): negative regulation of transcription by RNA polymerase II; chromatin remodeling
Cellular component (GO): chromatin; nucleus
Molecular function (GO): histone binding; chromatin binding; ATP-dependent chromatin remodeler activity
Source: RefSeq, a predicted model, not a curated record